This is a messenger RNA of Suricata suricatta (meerkat), 888 nucleotides long. It is a transcript of the gene TAS2R5, whose product is annotated as taste 2 receptor member 5. Gene Ontology annotation, molecular function: G protein-coupled receptor activity; bitter taste receptor activity. The transcript has a single exon. Bases 1 to 888 code for a protein of 295 amino acids. Lineage: Eukaryota; Metazoa; Chordata; Mammalia; Carnivora; Herpestidae. Gene Ontology annotation, biological process: sensory perception of taste; G protein-coupled receptor signaling pathway; detection of chemical stimulus involved in sensory perception of bitter taste. Gene Ontology annotation, cellular component: membrane. The record is from RefSeq and is a predicted model, not a curated record.
AUGCUGUCUGCUGCCCUAGCACUGCUGAUGGUGGUGGCAGUGGCCGAAUUUCUCAUUGGCCUGGUCGGAAAUGGAGUCCUUGUGGUUUUGAGUUUUAGAGAAUGGGUCAGAAAAUUCAACAGGUCCUUAUACAACCUCAUUGUCCUGGGCCUGGCCAUUUGCCGAUUUCUCCUGCAGUGGCUCAUUAUGAUGGACUUAAGCUUCUUUCCAGUUUUCCAGAGCAGCCGUUGGCUUCAUUACCUCAGUGUCUUCUGGAUCCUGGUAAGCCAGGCCAGCUUGUGGUUUGCCACUUUCCUCAGUGUCCUUUACUGCAGGAAGAUCACGACCCUUGAACACCCUGUCUGUUUGUGGCUGAAGCAGAGGGCCUAUCGCCUGAGUCUCUGGUGCCUUCUGGGGUACCUCAUGAUCAGUUUGUUACUUGUGGUCCACAUUAGCUUAAAGACCUACAGUCCUUCCCAAGGCAACAACAGCGUUCUGUACACCCUUUCAAACAGGCACUAUGUGUAUAUAUUAAAGCUCAAUGCAGGAAGUGGGUUGCCUUUCAUAGUGUUUCUUGUUUCUUCUGGGAUGCUGAUCGUAUCUUUGUGUAGACACCACAAGAAGAUGAAGGUGCAUACAGCUGGUAGGAGAGAUGCUCGGGCCCAGGCUCACGUCACUGUCCUGAAGUCCUUGACCUGCUUCCUUGUCCUUCACGUGGUUUACAUCCUGGCCAGUCCCUUUUCCAUCAUCUCCAAGUAUUCUGCUAAUCUCCUCAUAGUCUUCAUCUCCAAGACACUCAUGGCUGCCUAUCCUUCCCUUCAUUCUGUCAUGUUGAUCAUGGGGAAUCCGAGGAUGAAGCAGACUUGUCAGAGAAUCCUGUGGAAAAUAGUGUGUGCUUGGAGAUGCUGA